Molecule: messenger RNA, 321 nt
Organism: Macrosiphum euphorbiae (potato aphid)
Lineage: Eukaryota; Metazoa; Arthropoda; Insecta; Hemiptera; Aphididae
Source: the annotation of a GenBank genome assembly
AUGACACCUGUCAAAAAGCUUAUACCACACCGUUACCAGACGUGCCAAAGGCGUAAGACGGAAGACGGCCUCGAUCAACGAUGUGGCGACAAUGUAACUAUGGAUUCAGUGGAGACGUUCAGAGUCGACAGGUUUGGAUUUCACCACAACGAUUCGGUAUACUCUCUACAAAAAGUGUGUUUUUUAUUUUUCCUCUACCCGCCUUCGGCGACAACAGGCGUCGGUCUCAACGCUGCUUGGGCGACAAGAGGUGUCGGUGGCCGCUUCCACCACUUGCGAGUGACUAUGCGAACAACGGUCUCCAAUACGUUUUGGCUAUAA